UUCGGGGAAUUGCCUUUCACAAUUAUUAACUGGUUCUGAUGUGAACUGGGCACCUCGCUCUGCUCUAGUAUUUUAAUUCUUGACAAAAUGUCUGUGAGAUAUCUUGGAUUUGUUCUUUUGGUUUGGUUCCCAGGAGGACUGCAUACACAGAGUGCAGAUCAGCAGUGUCCUCCUCCGAUUCUUGCUGGUGGUUAUUUGGUCCCGAAACAAAACACGUAUUCUCAUGAAGCCAACUUCACCUAUGGCUGUAAUAACGGACUUAAACCAGCAGUGGAGGGUUGGUGGGCAAUAAUCACAUGUCAAAAUGGUAAAUGGUCGCCUAAACCACAGUGUAUAGAUGAAAAAGCCUGCUUUCCACCACAUAUACAUAAUGCAAAAUACAAAAAAAACUCAAAAGGUUGGUAUGAAGACAAAAAAACAGUCAGGAUAACAUGUGACAAAGGAUAUGAACACAAAGACCGGGAUGCUACAGCCAUAUGCUCAAAUGGAACAUGGUCCUCUGUGCCGGUCUGUGAGAAAAGUAUUGAGGCAUGUGGUGAGCCCCCUAAAAUCCCCCAUGCAGUCAUCAUCCAUCAGGAAUACCAGGAGUUGUUUGCUGCAGAUUCAGUAGUGCAGUAUGAAUGUGAAGAUGGAUAUACUGUAGAGAGAGGAGGAACCAAAGAAAACAUCACUUGCAUGUCUGGAAACUGGACUGAAGGCCUAACGUGCAGCAGAGGAACCAGACCAGAGAUGGGACAUGGUGGAGACAGAGGAACCAGUUUAGGUACUAGAGAUGGUGGAGGUACAUCUGGCAGCAGGACACCACCUGCAGGUGGAGGAUCAUCUGCCACCUCUGGCUCGAAUGAGAGAGACAGGAGACCUCCAUUCACAGCAGUCGUCCACUGUGGAGCAUACCCAAUCGUACCAAACGGUGAUGUUGUGAAAGAAGAUCCAAUGUUUUUGAAAUACCAAUGCAAUGUCUUUUAUAAACAAGUGGGUUCAGACACCGUGAGGUGUCACAGUGAAGGCAGCUGGUCACAACUACCCAUCUGCCAAGAGGCAGACUGUGUCAUAGAUCUUGCUCAAUAUCUUGCGGACCAUGUUUCACUAUCUGGACUUGUAUAUGUAACUAAAGGAGAAACAAAGUACAUUCCGUGUAUUUGGGAAGGUUACAGCAGUCGUGUUCAGUGCAUCAAUAGAAUACCUGUUUAUACCCGGUGUUGUCAUCAUAGUGACCAUCAACGGGGAUUUUGCUCGUAAAGGACAGCCGACGAAUCGCUGCUCGACUGACAACAAAAGCCAAGUUGGACACUUCUAAAAUUCCUCCACCAGAAAACGAUACCCAAAACAUUAUUGCUUUUUCAUUUGGAUCAAGAAUAUAGACACACAAUGUUGAAACUUAUUUUUAUGACUGGAACUCUUGAUGUAUUAAUAACAUGAUCUGUACUUUUAAAUAAAGUUGAUAUGUCAACAGCAGUCUGAAUAAAAUGUUCACUAUAGAAA
Molecule: messenger RNA, 1482 nt
Organism: Sander lucioperca (pikeperch)
Lineage: Eukaryota; Metazoa; Chordata; Actinopteri; Perciformes; Percidae
Product: complement factor H-like
Exons: 11
Coding region: 88-1239 (383 amino acids)
Source: RefSeq, a predicted model, not a curated record